Gekko japonicus is the source of this 1587-nucleotide messenger RNA. It is a transcript of the gene CDS1, whose product is annotated as CDP-diacylglycerol synthase 1. Gene Ontology annotation, molecular function: phosphatidate cytidylyltransferase activity. The record is from RefSeq and is a predicted model, not a curated record. Gene Ontology annotation, cellular component: endoplasmic reticulum membrane. The transcript has 13 exons. Bases 1 to 1371 code for a protein of 456 amino acids. NCBI's taxonomy places the organism in Eukaryota, Metazoa, Chordata, Lepidosauria, Squamata, Gekkonidae.
AUGGACCUGGUGCACCUCGUCCCCAUUCUCGGAGUCGUCCGACUCGAGCGUUGCUUGUGUGCGAUGGACCGCCUGCCCGCAGCGGUCUUGGUGCACCUUCUCGAUGUGGAUGGAGAGGAUGGGUUUGGAGAGCUCGACCUCAGAAGCGAUGCCGAUGUUCCUGAAGUUCCUCCGCCAACAGACAGAACUCCAGAAAUUUUUAGAAAAGCCUUAUCUGGCUUGUCUUCCAGAUGGAAGAAUUGGUGGAUUCGUGGGAUUUUAACCUUAGCUAUGAUUUCAUUUUUUUUCUUGGUCAUAUACAUGGGAUCGUUCAUGCUGAUGCUGCUGGUGCUGAGCAUACAAGUGAAAUGUUUCCAUGAAAUUAUUACUAUAGGUUACAGAGUCUAUCGUUCUUAUGACUUGCCGUGGUUUAGAACGUUAAGCUGGUAUUUCUUACUAUGCGUGAACUACUUCUUUUAUGGAGAGACUGUAGCGGAUUACUUUGCUACGUUUGUUCAGAGGCGAGAACAACUUCAGUUCCUAAUUCGCUACCACCGAUUUAUAUCUUUUACUCUCUAUCUAGCAGGUUUCUGCUUGUUUGUGUUGAGUCUGGUGAAGAAGCAAUACCGUCUGCAGUUUUACAUGUUCGCAUGGACUCAUGUCACUUUGCUGAUCACUGUAACUCAAUCUCAUCUUGUCAUCCAAAAUCUGUUUGAAGGCAUGAUCUGGUUUCUUGUUCCAAUCUCAAGUGUUAUUUGCAAUGAUAUUGCUGCUUAUAUCUUCGGAUUCUUCUUUGGGAGGACUCCUUUGAUUAAGCUGUCUCCCAAAAAGACCUGGGAAGGCUUCAUCGGUGGCUUCUUUACCACGGUCGUGUUUGGAUUCAUUGCUGCGUACCUUUUGGCUCAAUAUCAGUAUUUCGUAUGCCCCGUGGAAUACAACAGCGAGACCAACAGGUUUGUCACAGAGUGUGAACCUUCAGAACUGUUCCAGUUACAAAAAUAUGCCAUACCACCAUUGCUACAGGUUGUGCUUGGCAGGGAAACAGUGAACCUGUAUCCGUUCCAGUUGCACAGCAUUGCUUUGUCAACAUUUGCCUCCUUAAUUGGGCCUUUUGGAGGCUUUUUCGCUAGUGGCUUCAAAAGAGCUUUCAAAAUCAAGGAUUUUGCAGACACUAUUCCAGGCCAUGGUGGAAUCAUGGAUCGCUUUGACUGUCAGUACUUGAUGGCUACUUUUGUACAUGUCUACAUCACCAGUUUCAUAAGAGGCCCCAAUCCCAGCAAGCUGUUGCAACAGUUGUUGGUACUCCAGCCCGAGCAGCAGUUAAACGUCUACAAAACGCUCAAGUCACACCUCAUCGAAAAAGGGAUCCUUCAGCCGUCACUGAAGGGGUAGGAGGACCAAACUGAGGACUACAGACGAAAAGCACAGCUGGAAGAGCAGGUUUUUCUUGUGCAAGGCACCACGGAGUUGGACUGAAGCCAGACCGUGAGUCAGGCGACAUGAAUGUCUAUUACUGAGAUUACUGUGAAUAACCAGGAGGCCAUGCAAGAUUUUCAAGUUUUUCUUUUUUAAAGACGAUUGCAUGUUUUUGUGUGCAUUCUCCCCCCC